UUGUAGUCCUUGACGAGUUGCAUGAUGGUGGCGAAUCGCUGCUUCGGGAGAUGUUUCGUGGCGAUGGCCGCCAACAUCGUGGCACUAGGCAUNAGCACUGAAGCUCAGCGCUUGAAGUUCGGCCUCCACGGUGUUCUGUGCUGCGAGAGUCUGUGCCUUGGCUCCGUAGCUGAUCAGUCUCCCUCCUAGGAAGAACAGGCAUCCGGUGGUAGACCUGCCGUUGUCUGGGUUGGCUCCAAACGACGAGUCAGUGAAGCACGAGAGUCUGAACUGCCCCUCCUUGUACACGAUCGGCAGGCCCGGCGUUCCGCGUAGGUACCGUAGGAGGUGCUUGGCCGCAGCCAUGUGGACCUGUGCUGGGUUUGCGCAUGCCCGUGUCAGUUGGUGCACUGCGUAUGACAGAUCGUAGCGGGUGCAUUGGGCAAGGUACAGGAGACUCCCGGUGAUGGCCUGGAAUCUCUGCUUGUCCUCGGGUCCGAGUAGUUGGUCUUCGUGGCUGCUCGAUUGAUAGUUCUGCUCCAUUCCCGGGGGUGCUGACCUGGUUUGCCUGUUCCAUUCGGUAUCGCUUGUCGUGUCCUGCGAUGUCCUGGAUGGUGUCGUAGUCCGCGAGUUGUCAUUGCUUUCAUCUCCCCCAGCAGCAAAGUAGUCGGGGAAUCCUUGCCCGCGUUGUUUUGGCGGAGUUGUGCUCGGUUGAUGUUGUCUUGCUGCAUGUU
Messenger RNA from Ectocarpus sp. CCAP 1310/34, 713 nucleotides. Lineage: Eukaryota; Phaeophyceae; Ectocarpales; Ectocarpaceae. The record is from the annotation of a GenBank genome assembly.